GUUCGCAUACUCGUCUAGCCUAGAGAAUCACAUACGCACUCACACCGGCGAAAAGCCAUACCAGUGUGAAGUUUGCGGCAAAGCUUUUCGGCAAUUGAGCAAUCUGGCAGUACAUUCGAGAAUUCACAAUAAGGACCAACAGCACCGGUGUCCUCACUGUUCAUCAAUGUUCGCACAGUUAUCUACUCUUAAGUAUCACAUCCGCAUUCACACUGGUGAAAAGCCAUACCAGUGCAAAGUAUGUGACAAAGCCUUCCGUUCAUCAACCACACUAGUAAAACAUUCGAAAGUUCACAAUAAGGACCAACAGUAUCGGUGUCCUCAUUGUUCCUCAAGAUUCGCACAGUCUUCUAGCCUAAAGAAUCAUAUCCGCACUCACACUGGCGAAAAGCCAUACCAGUGUAAAGUCUGUGACAAAGCCUUUAGCCAAUCAAGCAAUCUGGCAGAACAUUCGAGAAUUCACAAUAAGGACCAACAGCACCGGUGUCCUCACUGUUCAUCAAGGUUCGCACAGUUAUCUAGCCUAAAGAGUCAUAUCCGCAUUCACACUGGCGAAAAGCCAUACCAGUGUAAAGUCUGUGAAACAGCCUUCCGUACAUCCAGCACACUAGUAAAACAUUCGAAAAUUCACAAUAAGGGUAAGAAGGAUAAAUAAGAAGGGUGGAAGGGUGGAAGAAAAAUUAAAACUGAAAUGUAUGAAAUAGCAGUUAUCAAACAUUUACGAACAGCAACGACCUGAACCAGACC
Molecule: messenger RNA, 747 nt
Organism: Anopheles cruzii
Lineage: Eukaryota; Metazoa; Arthropoda; Insecta; Diptera; Culicidae
Product: zinc finger protein 57-like
Exons: 1
Biological process (GO): regulation of transcription by RNA polymerase II
Molecular function (GO): DNA-binding transcription factor activity; RNA polymerase II cis-regulatory region sequence-specific DNA binding
Source: RefSeq, a predicted model, not a curated record